Messenger RNA from Aspergillus saccharolyticus JOP 1030-1, 876 nucleotides. Its product is annotated as GFA family protein. NCBI's taxonomy places the organism in Eukaryota, Fungi, Ascomycota, Eurotiomycetes, Eurotiales, Aspergillaceae. Bases 394 to 774 code for a protein of 126 amino acids. The record is from RefSeq and is a predicted model, not a curated record. The transcript is spliced from 5 exons. Gene Ontology annotation, molecular function: carbon-sulfur lyase activity.
AUCUGAUAUUUCAGUAUUAGAUGUUUCUGUCAAACGUUCAAGAUGUUAUAGAAGCCGCAACUUGGGACAUUGGCUGAACUACGAUACGAAAUGGCUCGGCACAAGUCAAGCAAAUGCUUAGCCAGCAGAUGCACACAGUACCGAGUCUCAGAUCACAAAUGCACCCGUGCUUCAAUUUGCAAGCAGAUAGUUAGCCCGCUGCGCUUAAAUAUCUGCGUUAGGAAAUGAGCCGAAGUGAAAACGAAGGCAUUCCCCACCAUAAAAACAAACCGUCACACGAAAAGGAUAACUCGCCGCAGAUGGACCUAUAAAGUCAUUCGGCUCACUCCACCAUCUCUCCAGAAGUCCUCAGAUACUCUUAAGUGACCGACUCAACCUGCUUAACCCGUUCAAAUGGUUUACACCGGUCACUGUAAUUGUGCGAAUGUCCGCAUCACCUUGCCCAGGCAACCUGCCAACUCGGUGAUAUGCCACUGCUCUAAUUGUAAAAGAGCCGGAGGAGGACUCUUUUCAGUUAACUAUCUCGUCGACGAGAGUGAAAUGACCGUUGAAGAUCCUGGCAACGUGAAGAAAGUUUACCAGGACCCAAACACUCGAUCAGGAACCAAGAUCUCGCGUCAUUUCUGCUCGAACUGUGGGAGCCCAUUGUAUACACUCACGCCCGGAAAACCCGGCAAGGCAUUCUUGAAGGCACCUCUAUUUGAGAGAAUUUCUCCUCCGAGUAUGGCGGUGUUUGAGGAGAAACAGGAGGAAUGGGCCAAGGUUCAUUUGUGAAGCUGAUGGUGAUGUUGCGGAGUACUUAGUGAUUAAAGCUCCAGUGCAGGGAAUCCAUGUAUGGAAUCAAUCUAGAUUUGCGGUACAGUACCAUGGAUAAGG